This is a messenger RNA of Haplochromis burtoni (Burton's mouthbrooder), 3829 nucleotides long. Its product is annotated as spexin prohormone 1. The record is from RefSeq and is a predicted model, not a curated record. Lineage: Eukaryota; Metazoa; Chordata; Actinopteri; Cichliformes; Cichlidae. The coding region runs from base 3042 to 3428 and encodes 128 amino acids. The transcript has 5 exons. Gene Ontology annotation, molecular function: neuropeptide hormone activity.
UGGUUCACCCAUACUGGGCCUUGGUGAAGCUCCUCUAAUGCACAUGUCCUCUGAAACAAGCUGUUUUACCCUUUAAUGCACAGGUGUUCAACUUCAGUCCUCGAUGGCCGGUGUCCUGAAACUUUUCCAUGUGUCCCUCUGCAGCACACCUGAAUAAAAUCAGUAGGUCAUUAGACUUUAUCGAACUUGACUGAUGCUGAGGUGGCAAUUCAUCCAUUUGAUUCAUGUUACAGCAGCUCAUGACUAAAUUAACAUGGUACAAUAAAAGUACUUUUAUUUUCUUCCAAAAACUUAUAUUUACUUACAUUUAUUUAAACUUCAGUAUGGUUAGGUGUUGCCACCUGAGCAUGUAGUCAAGUCUUGCUAAUGACCUACUAAUUUUAUUCAGGUUGUUGCAGCAGGGACAUAUUUAGAAGAAGGAAGAAGGUGGUUGGAGACUGUAUGAUCGUGUGUAGUAAACUAAUCUCAUUGUCUUGGUUGCUUCAGAGGCAGGGACCAAGUCUGCAAUCACUUGUAGUCAGUUGCUGGAUUCAAAGGUGGCAAUACAACAGCAUUAAAUGGAUUCAGUCUGCUAUCAGUGUACGAUUGAAUGUGCUCAAGUUGGCAUCCACAUGCAAUCUGUUUGUGAUAAUACGGUGGUUAUACUCAAUAAUAUAUAUAAGAUUUACUAGCAUAAAUUUACAAAUUUGUUGCCAUGUAUAUAAACAGAAGUCUAAACCAUUUAGAUUCAGAGUCCAGCUGAAAACUCAUUGAUUUGAAACAAAUUCAUCCAAAAACAGUGACGGUGUUGUUACAGGACAGGGAUUUAACUAUAUAAGCAGCUGGAAACCAGUUGAGUCCUGUUACAGAGAGGCGUGUUGCAGAUGAGUUGCGCUGAUUGGCACAGACUGACUUGUUUAGAUUGCAGUGUGUUGGCACUCUGCGUUUUUAAUUGGUCGGCAUUGUAAAUAUUCACCAAUCUGCGUGAGAGUGAUUGCAGUUAGUCCGAGUGGCCCGCAAUUGUCUGCAGACAGGUUGCCUCCCAACAGGCGACCUGUGCGGUCACUUUGUGAUUCAAAGUGGUCACUCACUGGUUGAGGGUGCUGUACGGUCAACUUCUGAUGGAAAGGUUGGUCAUCAAACUGGUGUUUACUCUGAUGAGUCUUAAGCCAGCUUUAUAUGACAACGUCAACCACUGUGAAAUGAUAAUACGUUCCCUUUAAGCAUUCACAUAUCAGAGAUGAGAUUUAUAAUUCAAAACUAAUUAACUGUUAUACACAGUGUGUACAGGUCAUAAACACAGAGAUUUAUGUAUGUGUGAAAUUUCUAAAACAGCUGAAACAAAAGUAAUAAAUUCAAGGUCCUCAUGUCAUCCAAUGUCCUUCAUGCUUUCAGCUGAUCCAGGCUUCUGCUCCUCAUGUCAAACCCACAUUCUCAAACUUUGAUACAAAUCCAUCAUCUUCAAGCAAAUGCACUGCGUUCAUAAUAAAAGUGGAAGAAAAACUAAUGAUGGGUUACUUAAAUAUUUUUGCUAGAGCCCUUGGUAGAACAAACACAUUUAAUUUAACUACACUUAUAUUUGCCUUUGAAAUAAACACAUUCAUUGCCAUGUUGUGAUAGUAAAGGCCUAAAUGUCUCUUAGAAAAUGUUUGAGAGGUUAAAAUGUAUUAGUAUGUGUAUAUUUUUAGCUCACCUGGCUGAAGGACCAAUGCACUUAAGCCACGGCAAGACUUAAGUUCAUCCAUAGUUCACAUUAAUACAGUGCUGGUCUUAUUUUAGCAAAGACCACCAUUCACUUUAGUUUUAUUACAUAGCUGCAGUUCAAAACAACAGUCGCCCCAAGGCUUUAUAUUAAAGAGACAAAGACCCUGCAAUAUUACCAAGACACUUGAACAAUCAUAUGACUCCGCCCCCUAUGAGCAAGUAGUGCUCCUCACAAUGAUGACUGCAAUUUGGGAGAAGACCUACUGAAGUCAUGGAUAUGGACAAAUCAGUUGUAGCCAAUAAAAUAGAUUUACAGAUUACACAGGGCUCUUGAAGGACUAGAAUUGUCUUAUUCUGGCAUCUGCACCUGCCACCUCACUGCUCACCGCAUCAACUUCAUUCAUAAAAUCUCACCGGCGUUGUCGUCCUGCAGUGACCCUGUGAAAAUACUCUGCUGCUCGCAAGACUUAAAAGUUUGAGUGUCUCUCAUGCGUCUGCGAUUAAUGUGCAGCGACAUCUUUAACAGCACCGUCAGCUGAAGAAGUAGGUGUGAAGUGAUUAAGACACCUGUCAGCGUCAUCAGUUGUUUUUUUCUUACAAACGAUGUGACUGCACUGACAGGGAAACAUUAAACAUUUAAACCAGCUGCAACCUGCAGGAGAGCACAACGCUUAAAGUAAAAGGUAAGAUAUCCCUCUUCUUAGUUAUAUAUAAUAUUUUAAUUUUCUUAAAUGUGAAAAAAUUAAGUAAAUUAAACUUUUACUUUCUAAGUCUACCUUUUACUAUUUAUGAGCAAAAUAAAAUUUGUUUAUAACACAAUGCAGCAUAAUAAAUCAUAAAGCUAAUAAAGCACAGACAGAAAACGUAACUAUUGUCAUUCAGUAGUAGUUAGUAUAGUGAGGUGUUAGUACAAUACAACAGCUCACAAUUGUGUGUACAGGAGAAGUUUACUUGCUAAAAAUACACGGGCAAUUUCUUAUAUAACAAAUCUUAGAGAUUUAUUAUAGUGUGUUUACAUUAGUAACAUGUAAGAAAGUCAGAAUGCUAUAAAUUGAAGUAAAAUACAACACUAUUAAUGAAAAUAUGCUACAAAUACUGUUAUUAUAAAUACAUUUUAACUGUAUAAUGUACACAAACCGCAACUUACUGGUGUCCAUCUGUAAAUUUACUUGAAGGUAGUGGCUGUAAUUUAAUUUAAAGUAAAUUUACUGUAAUAAAAAUGACAGAAAAUGUAAUUUACUGUAAAGUUACUGCAAACAUUUUACUGUAAAUUACUGGCAUCUAGAUGCCGAUGAGGUGCUUUAAAAUGUGUUUACAGUGAGUUUACAUCUAAACACAGAGAAAUAGAUCUGUGCUGGAUGACUGUAAUUAAACGUAUACUUCUCAGAAAAACAUUUUUUUCCCCUCUUGUUCUGUUGCAGAGUUCAACAAUGUCUCUACUAGUCACGCUGCUUUUGCUGUCGCUGGUUUCUCAGUGUUGGACUGCUCCACAGAGGAGAAACUGGACUUCUCAGGCGAUCCUAUACCUGAAAGGAGCACAGGGACGCCGCUCAUUUUUGGAGCGUGCCAGAAGAGAGGAAGAAAGCACUUUUCACUCAGGGACUCACAGGCAGAACAGCGAUGGCCGAGGCUCUUCUUUGCUUUUAUCCAUUUUACUGGAACUCCUACAGCGAGCUGUAGAAGAAGAUGCAGGCAAUCCAGAUAAUCACCUGGACUAUCAGGAGGUGAAUAGAACCCACUUGUGAACAUUCAUCAGAGCCCAGUUCUAUGUUUUUCUGUUUCUUAUGUUGCUUGUUACAUUUUAUUGUUAUUGUUGAUGUUUGUCUGCGUGUCGCAAAUUUGACUUAACUUAUAAUAAAAUGCGCAAAAUAAAUGAAAAUGUCCGUCUGCAAGAUGUUAGAGUCUGAUUUAUGCGUGAGUUUCUCUUCAUUUGACUGUCAUCAUGUGCAGUUUGGUGGUGUGACACAUGGAUGGAUUUCCAUUUACACUCAUCCUUGUCAACUUAUUAAAACAAUUACGCCAGUCACUCAUUCACACCAUGAAGUGAUUAACACCAGGAUGACAAACUAUCAGUCACUCAUCAUCGCGCCGUCUUCACAGCGGUCACUGAGAGAGCCGUGUCGGAGGUAGACGAUCGGGAUCAGAC